CAGGAGGGAAGAGAGCAGGAAAGAGGCGGGCAGGAGGUUCAGAGCGUCAGAAUCACAGCGGUGAGAGUCGGCAGAGAGAGAGGGGAACGGGAUACUCUGUUCUUGCCCGGCUAGAUAACGCUCCUGGAGAAUGCAUUAAGUCUGUCAGGGCUGUUUGUGUGGAGUGCUGGGGGAGCUUUAAUUCCUGGUGGUCACACGAAGGACUCCUCCACAGGCCGAGUCGUCUCCCCCCAACUCUUAUCUGGAGUCACGCAAACUCAAGGAGGGGGAAAAUGAACUAUGUGAACGUGCUGGCCAAGGCCCUGUACGACAAUGUGGCCGAGUCCCCGGACGAGCUGUCCUUCCGUAAGGGUGACAUCAUGACGGUGUUGGAGCGCGACACGCAGGGCCUCGAGGGCUGGUGGCUCUGCUCGCUGCAUGGCCGCCAGGGCAUCGUCCCCGGCAACCGCCUCAAGAUCCUGGUGGGGAUGUACGACAAGCAGCAGCAGGGUCAGCUCGCCUCCCCCCAGCCGAGCGCCUACAACAAGACCCUGCCUUCCUCUCAAUACACAGCCAUGCACCCCGCCUUCCCAGCGGGGAGCCCCGCCCCCAGCCCUGCCCCAGGCAUACCUGACGCUGUCUACAUGCUACCCCCCAGCCACGGCAAACCCUCCCCCCAAAGCCUCUACCAGGGGCUGACGAAGGGCUCCGUCCCCCUGCAGAAGUCGGCCUCCCCGGCGCAGUACGAGGCCUCAGAGCAAGACGUCUACCAGGUCCCCCCCGGCACGGGUGGCCCCCAGGACAUUUACCAGGUGCCCCCUUCAAUGAGUCAAAGUCAGGACAUCUACCAGAUCCCCCCCUCCAUGGAGAAGAGGAGCUGGACUUCGUCCAAACCUCCAGGAAAGGUGGUGGUGCCCACUCGAAUCGGACAGGUGUACGUGUAUGACACGGGGAAGGCGGAGCAAGACGAGUACGACGUCCCACGGCAUCUGGCACCUUCGCAGGACAUCUACGAUGUGCCCCCCACCCGGAACCAGUACAACCAGCAGGUGUACGACACGCCCCCCAUGGCCGUGAAGGGACCCCCAAGGCAAGAGAGUGGCCAGGAGAUCUAUGACACUCCGCCCAGCAUAGACAAGAGCCAGGCUCUGUCCCAACAAAUGGUGUACGACUUCCCUCCCUCUGUCAGCAAGGACGUGCCAGACGGCCCCAUCAGGGAAGAGACGUACGACGUGCCCCCCCAUUUCGUGAAGGCGGCAAGCCCCGAAAACAAGACCCCGGGUCCCAGCCCGGCCCCUGAGGAUGUGUACGACGUGCCGCCCCCCACUCUGCCGGGCAGGUGGCCCUCGGACAGCCCGGCUCUCGGCCAGGAGGUGUACGACAUCCCGGCCAGCCUGAGGCCUGGUGUCUCCUGCGGGCGGGUACAGGACGUGUACGACUUCCCACGCGAGCGGCCGGCCGGCAGUGAAGACGGCGACGACUAUGUGUACGAUGUGCCGCCGCAGGUAGUGCGUGACGCAGCCUCGGCGACAGGGGGCACUGAGGAGCUUAGCGUCAGCUUCAAGCGGCUCUCGGCCUCCAGCACGGGCAGCACGCGUAGCAAUCUCUCCACCUCCUCCCUGGACCUGGUGCCCGUCAAGGAGUCAUCGUCAUGCUCCUCCUCGGCCGGUGCGGGCCGCCUGAACCUGGAGCUCGAGCCCGCCAUGGAGCGGCUGGUGCGCCUGCAGCAGGCCGUGGAGGGCUCCGUCUCCUUGCUCAUGUCCUUCGUCAGCGGGAACUGGCGCAGCGCCCAGCAGAUGGAGGCCAGCCUCCCAGCGCUACGGCAGGCCGUUGAACGCGUCAAGGUGUCCGUCAGGGAGCUGCUGGAGUUCGCCCGUGGCGCUGUGGCCAACGCUGCCCUGGCACCCGACCGCACGCUGCAGGCCAAGCUGAGCAGGCAGCUCCACAAGAUGGAAGAAGGUUACCAGGGGCUCCUGCAGCACAGCCAGUCGCUGGACGGCACAGGCUGGGCCCUGGGUGCCCUGCUGGCCCCGCCCCCUGGCGGCGACGACCUGGACCGCCUGGUCAUGUGCUCGCGGGGCGUGCCAGACGACACUAAACAGCUGGCCUCCUUCCUGCAUGGCAACGCCACGCUGCUGUUCAGGAAGGCCAAGCAGCAGCCUGCUGAGGCACCGGGCAACAACAAUAACGUCUCGGCCUAUCAGACGGGGCUGCCCGAGAGGACCAACAUCCAGUCCCGCCCCCUGCCCUCACCGCCCAAGUUCACGACGGAGGAGGAGUCCCAAGAGAGGCCAUAUGACACCACGGAGGAAGGCUGGAUGGAAGACUACGAUUACGUGCAUUUACAGGGGAAGGAAGAGUUUGAGAAAAACCAGAAGCAGUUGCUGGAAAAGGGAAACAUCAUCCGACAAAACAAAAGCCAGCUGGAGCAGCAGCAGCUGAAACAGUUUGAGCGGUUGGAACAGGAAGUGAGCCGGCCGAUCAAUAACGACCCAUCCGGCUGGAGCCCCCCGUCACACUGUGGCGCAUCGCGGGGGGGCCUCAGCGCCGGCGACCGCCAGCUGCUGCUCUUCUACCUGGAACAGUGCGAGGCCAACAUCACCACGCUGACCAAUGCCGUGGAUGCUUUCUACUCCGCCAUCGGUGCUAACCAGCCACCCAAGAUCUUUGUGGCGCACAGCAAGUUUGUCAUCCUGAGCGCGCACAAGUUGGUCUUCAUCGGCGACACACUGGCGCGGCAGGCCAAGUCGCCGGAGGUGCGGGCCCGUGUCACGCAGUACAGCAACGCGCUCUGCGAGAAGCUCAAAGACAUCGUGGUGAGCACCAAGACGGCAGCUCUGCAGUACCCGUCCGCUGGCGCUGCCCGGGACAUGACGGAGCGCGUGCGCGAGCUGGCCACCCGCACACAGCACUUCCGCACGGUGCUCACCCAGCUAGCGGCCAUGUGAGGGCGCUCUUGCCCCCUUCCCCCUCCCCCCACGGACCACUGCCUCUUGGGCUUUUAUUCUCCUCCAAAAUGAUGUCUGUCAGACUGGCCAGUUGUGCAUGGAUCUGUGUAAAUACUCAGGCUGCGCUUGGGACGAGUUUCGGAAACAGCAUUACUGAAGAUCCGAAGAGAGACCGUAGUUUUUAGACUGAUCAUUAUCGCCAUUAUCACUUUACUGUAACUGCAAUGAUAUGAAUUUUAAUAGUUGCUAUUAUUAUUAUUAAGGACCGAGCUGAAGGCUGCUUCAGUUUUUAACUCGCAUAUGUAGAAAUCCUUAAUAUAGUUCCCCCCCCCCGGGACAAAUUACAGGAAAAAAGAAAAGCCCCUUCCACUUUUUUGUAAAUCUAAGGAGAGACCAGCGGGGUGUGGACAAUGGAAGACAGGGGCGGGCCACAUUGACAGACCAGUAAUAGUGUCUUUAGGUCUGCCGUUGUCAUGAGACGGGCUCAGCGUGCUAAUUAAAGGAGCCCAAUUAAGCAGACAGCGUGUGUUUUAAUAGAGUCUCUGCUCCGCUGAUGAGAUUGGGGAGUGAUAACAUAGGCCUGUGAGCCUGACUGACUGAGACAAGGCUUUCUAGAAGCUUAGGGGGGAGUGGGGGCCCCUACAGGAGCUGUAUCGUCGUUUCGGAAGUAAAGGGGUCCAUCAGACCGCACGCUGUCUUGAACCCCCACCAGCAAAGACAUGCCACGCUCUGAUCUGCAUUGUGGCAGCAACCCACGCACCCUACCCCCCAGCCUGUCUCCCAGUCCCCGCCUGGACAUCUGUGGAGCCUCCUCCUGCAGGCCAGGGGGUCCCUCCUUCCUUGGGGGGGGGUCUUUAGGCAAUUGGGGAGUAUAAAAAGUCUUCUCUAGCACCACACAAAGGAAACGACACCAGUUUCUGCUAAUCUGGGUAAGAAACACAUUCACAGCGCAGAGACCCUCGUGUGCUACCACUGCUAAUGCUGUGCCAGCACAGCCUCCCCGUCACAGAGAGGGCGUGUCCAGGCAGCCUGUCACGCGCAGGACCUGCCAGCGGACCUGCAUGAGCUCUUAUUUCUCUAACGAGGACUUUAUCGCUCAUCUAUACCUUUUUUUUCAGACCCUGUUAAUAUUCUACACAUUAGAAUGUGUCAGAAACUCCAUGGAGAGGAAUACAACAUGUUGUUGUGUGUAAGUUUGAAGCGAGUGAGAGUACAAGCGUACAAGAAUAAGCACCCAAGCGUACUGGUAUUUGUUGUACUGGUAUUCUGUUCUCGGAUAUGUGUUGUAAGAUUUGAAAAUGUUAAGAAAUAUGUUAAGGACAUACUGUGUAUUAAGUAACUGGAAAAUAUAUGUUUAAUAUAUUUUCAUUAAAAAUACGAAGUGCAA
Brienomyrus brachyistius is the source of this 4314-nucleotide messenger RNA. RefSeq names its product BCAR1 scaffold protein, Cas family member (gene bcar1). Gene Ontology annotation, biological process: cell migration; cell surface receptor protein tyrosine kinase signaling pathway. Gene Ontology annotation, molecular function: protein binding. Lineage: Eukaryota; Metazoa; Chordata; Actinopteri; Osteoglossiformes; Mormyridae. Gene Ontology annotation, cellular component: focal adhesion; plasma membrane; cytoplasm. The record is from RefSeq and is a predicted model, not a curated record.